AUGGCUGUGAGCCAGGGAGGGAAGCACGACCCGCUUGCGGUAGGAUGUAGAAGUGGCGAGCGUGGCGGCGUGUUGCCACCCGUGGAGAGCAAGGCUUGGUUCCCCAGAGAAGCUGCCUACUGGGCAGCCUGGGCGGACGCUUUGCCAGUCAUAGUCAUAGCCCAACGUCGCCCCGGCAUGGCCGACCAUUGCAUCACACAGCUGACUCUAGGCGCUCACUCCUCCCGCGCCUGUUUCCGUGCCGCAGCAACUGCCGGCGCUUUCUUGCGCGAGCACGGCUGGGAAGCUUGUCCUCCAUGGGAAGCGUUCCGCACUCCUUCCGUGUCCCAUCCUCGCCUCGACGCUGGGGAACCAAGCCUUGCUCUCCACGGGUGGCAACACGCCGCCACGCUCGCCACUUCUACAUCCUACCGCGAGCGGGUCGUGCUUCCCUCCCUUACAGCAGCAGGCCACACGCUCACCAGUGCGGCGCUCGCCCCCGGCACGCCGGCUACCUUGGCUGCUCUCACCAACCCAGAGCGCCGCCCUCCCGCUCUGACGCGGCCUCUACCGGACCACCUCCCUGCUUUCCAGCCGGCAACGGCCCUCCAACUCACACAGCGGGACCAGCAGCCGGACUUUCCGGCGCCACUAUCCAUGGAACAUUACAAACUUCUCUUGGAAAGCGAGGAAGGGUUACAGCUGUUCACACACGCAGUGACCCAACUCGGCCAAGCAGCGGUCCCGGAACCCAUCCUGCGCGCCCUCGCCUUAUCCCGCCUAACAGCCCUGACCAAACCAGGGGGGGCUGGUGUGCGCGGGAUCGCCACCGGCGACGCGCUGCGUCGCCUCACUGCUCGAACCCUCGCGCGUACCCAUGCAGCGGUGUUCGACACUGCCACCCGGCCGUACCAAUUUGCGCUCCACGCGUGCGCCGGCACCGACGCGCUGGCGGCUGUUCUGUCGGCUGCCCUGGACACGGACCCCAGCAUAACGGUCGUGUCUGUGGAUGGCCGCAGCGCCUACGACACCAUCAGCCGGGUGGCCGUUUUCAACAAAUUGCUUGAGGUCGCGCCGGCCCUUGUCCCCUUCACGCGCGCCUGGUACGGCGCCCCCUCUGAAUUCCUCUGGUGGGAACAACACAAUGUUUGCCACCGAGUGCCCCAUGGCGAAGGCCUCGAGCAAGGCGACGCGCUGGCUCCGGCCCUUUUUGCGCUUGGCCAACAUGACGCGCUCACCGGGGCAGCGGAACAGCUGCUCCCCACCGAGUGCUUAGCUGCUUACCUGGACGACCUCUAUGUUGUCACCACUCCCGACCGCGCCCGGCUGGCUUAUGAUACAGUCACCAGGGCGGUCCAACUUCCUGUGGUGUCUUGGGGCCACGUGGUGUGUUUGCCUUCCUAUUCUUCUGCCGUGCGCGCCAGCACGGGCAGAUGUUUCAUGUGCCCCUUCUUGCACCCUUGGGUGGCUUACGCCAUCGCUUUGCUUUCUUGCUUUCGCUCCUGGCUUUCCUUCUGGCCUUCGUCGUUUCCAAUGGUGGCCGCAGACUUCGUGGCCACAUUACAAGUCGCAUGUGAUGCAAAACUGGAGCUGCUGCAACGCUUCGCUGCCUCCAGCUGGGAGCCCGAGCUUUUCAUCGUGCCAGAUGCAACCGCAGGAGGUGACCACGUGGGCGACAUGGCAAUCGUGUUUGCAGGGCCGUUGGCAGAGGCACUUGGGCGGCACUCUUGGGACCACAAGCCUGAAUUCCUUGCGGCUCUGCGUUGUUUGCGCGCCUUUGGGCUUCUUUCCGAUGACUUUGCACAAGUGGAAUUUGUCCGUGGCAUGGCACGCUUUGCUGCUGACGUCGCAAAUUUCGCUGGUCAGUGA
Cladocopium goreaui is the source of this 1848-nucleotide messenger RNA. The record is from the annotation of a GenBank genome assembly. Lineage: Eukaryota; Dinophyceae; Suessiales; Symbiodiniaceae.